UGGGUCCUCGUGCAAUAUGUAGCCGAAUUCUGCAUGUAUUCCUUCUCCAGUGAGGUUGCUCUUGUCUGUUCCGUGCAGUUUUUUAAUGUGAAUAUCCCGUCAACAGCAGUACAAUACGGGUGGCUCACUCACUCGCUUAUUAUUACUAUGCAGAUACAAACUUGUCCAUACCAGAGUGAACCCAGUCUCCUUAAUGGAUCGAAACACAUACAAUAAUGCAAUCCAAUUUUCGUCUCAAGUCUACAAAAUUGCAAUCCACCAACUUUUCGCAAGAGAGGAGGAAAAAAAAACUCGUCGACGAGAAUACAAAGUACUUACAUCCACCCAAGUUUUAAGUCCCUUUUACUUUCCGCCUCCUACUUUCUACCCGACUUCAUGAUCAUGAUUCAUAAUUCUGCCACUGCAAGUUAGACGUACGUACUUUAUAGAAUUGGAAAAGGAAAUCGUUUCCCACAAAGUUUAAGUUCGGUUCAAAAUACUAUAUUUGGCUUGGUCCUCUCAGCAUCCGUCCGUCCAACCGAGCUGCUCCUGCCUACUCCUGCUGGAGAAAGUGUAUGUACAGACGUUGGUUUCAUGGGAAACUUUCUCUCUCUCUGAGAUCUCUCUCUUUUCGAGGGUAGGCCAGAGAAAGGGAAAAUUUCUCCAUUUGUCUGCUCCUGCCUGCAGUGCACUUCUCACUCGUUCAGUGUCUCUUCUUCUUUUGACGGAUGCACACACGCGACGAGCACCAGAGGCAAGCCGUGUGUGGGAGAAAGCUACAAAGCACUUUCACCACCACCACUCUCCAUCAUCAUCUCUAAGAGGAUUUGUUUCUGAAAACUGGGAUUUCACAGUUCCUCCCACAAUUUUAAAAAUAUCCAAAUGUGACCAUUAACUAGGAAGGAAGACAACAAAAUUGUGCCAAAUUUUAGAUACAUUUGUUUUCCUCCAAUACUCAUAAACUCUUAAUUAAUUAUCACUAAAAGUUUCAUUACGCGUAAUUAAACGAUACGGUAUAAUCCCGUUUCGUGCGCGACAUUAUUACAUAACCACCACAUCGAUCAGGAGGAAACGAACGUGCAAUAUAAAGGAAACGGUAGAGUAUAAAUUAGUCGGGAAAAGUGGUGCAAGAAAAAGAGAGAGAAGUAGCAUUUUCCUCAUUACAAAUUGAGCGUGUGAAGUGAAAUACUCGUGAACACGGCAUAAUUUCAUUAGCGCAACGGCAUAAUGAGCGACCUAAGUUUAAGUCUGUACUUUGGAGAGGAGGAGCAGACAAGGACGAGACCGCCUGCUGCAGAUUGCGAGUCUAUUUACGGUCUCUUGCCAACCCCGUUCGACUCAGCCUUUCCCCUGGAUGCGUACAACUACGGGAGGAAAAAUAAACCUCCGACGUCCUCGUUCUACGACCGGCUCAAGGAUUUGCGCGAUGCUAACAGAAUAUUUGUCAAACCGUGCAUAAAACCCAUCAUUCGAUAUUUGGAUCAAAAGUGUCAAUUUGAAGUUCUCAAUGCUCAAGGUGAGCCCAUCUACUUCGUCCUGGACACGACGGAUGCUUGGGCGAGUACAAUAUUUGAAGGUCAGGGGACUAAACCCUUUAAUGUUAUGAUCCUCGACUACGACUAUUCGGAGGUAUUGAAAAUUACGGGGCCCGGAUUAAAUCGGUUACAUGGGCACGGCUGGGUCAAACACUGCGGGAAAGAAGUAGGUCGCAUCGUUCAAGACGACCAUCUCUGCUCCUUCUCUCCCACGUACAGCCUUCGCGGAACCAAUGAAGUCAUCGGCUUCAAGGUCAAGGGUCCCCCCAACUCGUACGCGACCGGACUCCCCAACUGCCCCGAUUUCGAUGUCGUCCUCCCCGACGAGGUUUCCCUCAUGGGCCGCAUAACCAAACAGUGGAUCGUGUUUGGCAAGGCGUCCGACGGCGCCCUGCCCGAGGACACGUAUUCCCUCAGUUUUCACCCCAACAUGGACCUCAGAACCAAGUGUCUCCUCCUCUCCAUCGUCUUCAUGCUGGAUUAUCAAUUCUACCAUAAAACCGUGCAGAGUGGCGUGUCUCGGAAAUGCUGGACUUUUUUCAUCCUUGGCUUCGCCUCGCUCGUCAUAAUUUUGUACAUUUUGCUAUCGGAGAUCAAGAAAAAUAAGACUUUACACAUGACGCACAAAAUGGAUGAUUUCGGCUUCAACGUGACGACAACGCAGGUCCCGGAAACGAGCAGCAUUAUCACUUUGGACGAGAACGAUGUCGUGGUUGACAAUAGUUAAUGGCUGUAAAAAUAAUUCUUCAUUAUGGAUUGAAUACAUAUUCGCUCAGAUAAAUUGUACGUAUAGUUUGAAAAAAAUGGGUGCAUGCUCACACUACUUUAAGCCAGUGCUUAUCGGGACAAUCUAUCCAAUACUGGGAAAAAACUAAUGGUGUUGGUAGUCAAUAAUUUGUAAAAUAAUAAUAACUACCUGCUGACUCCGUGCUACAUAAAUAUUCGGUAUAUCAAGGUCAUAGCUACAGUAUUAUUAUGCUUAUCAAGCUACAACAUAACAUGGUCGUCUACAUUUCAUUGAUUGGUCGUAUAUUUGGAGUUAAAACCCCAGUGGUCAUAAAUUUGGGGAUGUUGUUAAAUAAUUUUUGCAACAAUUUAUAGCCCAGUGGUGCUCAUACCGGGACGCGUAUACGAUACGAAUAGGUAAUAAUACCUCCCUGUUUGUCUCUCAAUUAGAUGAAUCGACUUUUUGGAAAAAUUUUCUCCUGCUCCCUUCUUCCAUUUGAAUCCAAUAGUAUUUACAAACUAAAAAUAUAGAACGAAGAGUGCUGUGAUACAUAACAAAAGCUCCACUAAAUCCAUCGUAAAAAAGAUACCGAAAUGAAUAAAAAUCAUCAAACCCUUUUAAACCGUA
Molecule: messenger RNA, 2868 nt
Organism: Folsomia candida
Lineage: Eukaryota; Metazoa; Arthropoda; Collembola; Entomobryomorpha; Isotomidae
Exons: 6
Coding region: 1207-2241 (344 amino acids)
Biological process (GO): plasma membrane phospholipid scrambling
Cellular component (GO): plasma membrane
Molecular function (GO): phospholipid scramblase activity
Source: RefSeq, a predicted model, not a curated record